CUAGGUCAGGCAAGCUACGGGCUCCUACUGCUCCCAACGAACUUCAACACAAUGGUCUUCACAUUCUGGAAGGCUUUUCUGAUCCUAAACUGCCUUGCAGGUCAGGUUAACCUGGUGCAAGUGACCAUCCCAGACAGUUUCGUAAAUGUGACUACUGGAUCUGAUGUCACUCUUCUCUGCUUCUACACCACCACUGUGGCCUCCACGGACAAGCUGUCCAUCCAGUGGUCUUUCUUUCAUAAGAAGGAAAUAGAGCCACUUACUGUUUACUAUUCUGAAGGUGGAGAAGGUCAGGCCUCUGGACAAUUCAAAGAUCGAAUUAUAAGGUCCACCAUUCCAGGUAAUGCGUCUAUCACUAUAUUGCGUAUGCAGCCAGCAGACAGUGGAAUUUACACCUGUGAUGUCAACAACCCUCCAGACUUUGUUGGCAAUAACCAAGGCACUCUGCACGUCACUGUGUUAGUCAAACCUUCUAAGCCACUUUGUAGCAUCCAAGGAAGACCAGAAAUGGGCCAUAGUAUUUCUCUGACUUGCCUCUCUUCUUUUGGAACACCAUCUCCUGUGUACCACUGGUAUAAACUCGAGGGAAAUAAUGCUGUGCCAGUGAAAGAAAGCUUCAACCCAAACACUGGAAUUUUGGUUAUUGGAAAUCUGACAAAUUUUGAACAAGGUUAUUACCAGUGUACUGCUAUCAACAGUGUUGGCAAUAGUUCCUGUGAAAUUGAUCUAACCUCUUCACACCCAGAAGUUGGGAUCAUUGUUGGUGCCUUGAUUGGUACCCUGAUAGGUGCUGCCAUCAUCAUUUCUGUGGUGUGCUUUGCAAGGAACAAGGCAAAGGAAAAAGAAAGGAAGAGGAAUUCUAAAACUACCACAGAACUUGAACCAAUGACAAAGAAAAAUGAAACCCGAGAGAAUGAAGCCAUUCCAAUGGAAGAUGUUAUCCAGCUAGAAGCAACUCUGCCACCCUCCACUCAUGACACUGACCCUACUAUCAUCUUGGAACCAGACCAUGAGCCUGCCCCAAAGCCAGAGCCUGUCCUAGCACCUGUCCUAGGAAAGGAGCCUGUUCAGAUGCCUGAGAUUGAGAUUGAGCUGGAGCCAGAGCAGGUACUGGAGCUGGAGCCAGAGCCAGAGCCAGAACCAGAGACAGAGCCUGGGGUUUUGGUUGAGCCCCUGUGUAAUGAGGAAAAGGAUGUGAUUAAGACAUAAAUUAGUGCCCUGAGUACAUCAUUCAUCACUAAGGAACCCAUUCAUUGUAUCUGGAAUUCACUUGACCUAACCAGUCCACACCCCCUCCCUCCAUUCUGACCAAGCCUCUUCUAACAAGGUGCUCAUUUUUAACAUGAAUCCAAAAUAAAAGGGUCAGGAUAACUAUUAAAUAAAUGCAAGGGUUCCUGCAUCAUCAAUAGAGAAUACCUAAAAUUAUACUAACAUGCAUAAUAAAUGACAAGGCAAGUGAUUUCUAACUCAUUUGAAAGAAUUUUUCUGAAAUAUUCAGAAAUCUUUCUUGUUUUUAGCUUUUCUUCAUAUGUUCCACAUGCACACACGAUAAGGUGGCAUUAAUUAGAUUCAAUAUAUUUUCUAGGAUUAAUUAGUUGUCAGGCUUCCCUAUUCGUUGUUAUAUUUACCACUAAGAAAAGAAUUUGACAGCACUAUCUCAUAGAUUAGGAAAAAGUUCUUCAAAAUCAACAGAGGUGUGUGUGUGUGUGUGUGUGUGUGUGUGCGUAUUUAGCAUUUAAAACCAGGUUUUAUAAUUGAUACAUUUAUCCUGAUAGAUUUCCAAAUGAAUCAUCCUGGUGACUAAUAUCUAAGCACAGCAGAAUUUUAAAAUAAUCCAAUAUUUAAAUGCCAAAUACUAUACAGGCAAACAAUUAGAAGUAUAAUUUUCCUUCAGUGAAUGCAAAGUGUUGAUAGAUGAUGUACAAGUUAGCUUUGAAUAUAGGUAUUACGUUAUCACUGUGAUGUUAUUUUUAUCUACUUUGAAGGGGCACACUAGGAAAGUGUUCUCAAUGAACACUUCAGAUCUAUUUUAGAUAAUAACAACUACUUACAAAAUCUGUUUUACUGUUGGUAUACUCCACAUUGAUAAAGAGAUGUUAUUCUUGUGUAUAUGCUACAUAUUAACAAAAAUGCAUUGAUAUCUCCUUUUCUUCACUUGUGAAGUUUUUUCAUGAUCUUAUUUCACUCAUAUCUCACCUUGAAGAAAUUUACAGGUAGACAC
Messenger RNA from Marmota monax (woodchuck), 2221 nucleotides. RefSeq names its product V-set and immunoglobulin domain containing 1 (gene Vsig1). NCBI's taxonomy places the organism in Eukaryota, Metazoa, Chordata, Mammalia, Rodentia, Sciuridae. Gene Ontology annotation, biological process: epithelial cell morphogenesis; maintenance of gastrointestinal epithelium. The transcript is spliced from 7 exons. The record is from RefSeq and is a predicted model, not a curated record. Gene Ontology annotation, cellular component: plasma membrane. The coding region runs from base 52 to 1209 and encodes 385 amino acids.